Fomitiporia mediterranea MF3/22 is the source of this 606-nucleotide messenger RNA. RefSeq lists its product as uncharacterized. Bases 1 to 606 code for a protein of 201 amino acids. The record is from RefSeq and is a predicted model, not a curated record. The transcript is spliced from 11 exons. NCBI's taxonomy places the organism in Eukaryota, Fungi, Basidiomycota, Agaricomycetes, Hymenochaetales, Hymenochaetaceae.
AUGGAUAACGAGAUUUAUUUCUUCUGGGAUAACACUUUCAGCGUGACCAACCUAGUCUUUGUAUUGAGUCUUCACUUCAUGUCGAUACAUUCGUGUAUCUUCUCUCAGUGGGGGAUAAACCUUCUAGAUUGGAUUAUACUAAUCUGCAUGGAUUAUAGGAAAAGCAGAACAACAACACGACUACUCUUUGCCAUGCUAGUUAUUGACGGUACAGUCACACUCGGAGUUGUAAUUGAUGGGCUCAUUGUAGAAAAAGUGAGCGCUUUUGCUCUUCCAGGAAACAUCAGCCAAUGUGGCAUACAAGCUACUGCUCCAGUAGUUCAGAAAUACCUGUAUUGGGGAAUUGUUCUCAUAUAUCAGACAAUAGCAGUAGGUUUAGCAUCCUACAAGGCCAUGUAUCUUCGAAAGACUUUGGGUUUCCGAGGAAUUCAACUUGUGAAUACUAUUAUAACGGACCAAAAUAUCUAUAUCACUUUCGUUCUAGCUUGCAGCAUCACAAACAUAUUUGCCACGUUGACAGAGCACAAGGGGAUAGUCCGCGAGAGGAGCACAUAUAUUUGCGAUUUUUGGACACCGGAUGCUCGUACAUUUGAAGCAAACUGCUGA